AGCCUCCCCCUCGUUCUGUAGAACUCUUUGCUCUGCUCUGCUGCUGGACGAUGGCCAUGGAGGUUCUUCUUCGGCCGAUCAAUGCAGCGGCGGCGGCGGCGGCUCUUUCUCCAAAACCGCCGUCUCUACGCUACUCUGUUCAUAGACAGCACCAAAGGCUUGCCUUCCGACAUCUGAAAUCCUCACUUCAUGUUCCAUACAACUUCACCACUCCUCUAUCGUCAUCUCCUCCUUCCCGUUCUUCUGCUAUUCAUUCAGUAUCCGAGAGUCAGGUGAGCGAGGAGGUCGCCUCCGACACCAGAGAAUGGGCGCUACAAGAUUUCUAUUCCUUAAGAAAGGAUGUGGAGACCAUCUCAAGUCGUGUCGAAGAGAUAAGGGCAUCUGCUGGUCUCGAGCAGUUGGAGAGAGAACUUGCAGAUUUGGAGUCGAAAGCAUCCGACAGCGCCCUCUGGGAUGAUCGUGCUAAGGCUCAAGAAACUCUUCUGGCUCUCGCAGAUGUUAAAGAAAAGAUAAAACUGCUUGCUGACUUCAAAACCCAGGUUGAAGAUGCAGAAACAAUUGUUAAGUUGACAGAGGAGAUGGAUGCCAUAGAUGGUGGGCUUCUUGAAGAGGCGACCAACAUUAUUAAAGAACUGAACAAGGCAUUGGAUCGGUUCGAGUUAACCGAGCUUCUCUCUGGUCCAUAUGACAAAGAAGGUGCUGUUAUUGCCAUCACAGCUGGUGCUGGAGGUACCGAUGCACAGGAUUGGGCUGACAUGCUUCUCAGGAUGUAUGUGAGAUGGGGAGAGAAGCAACGCUAUAAAACAAGGGUAGUUGAGAAAUCCAUGGGAGAAGAAGCUGGGAUCAAAUCAGCAACUAUUGAACUUGAGGGGCGCUAUGCUUACGGGUACUUAUCAGGUGAAAAGGGGACCCAUCGUAUAGUCCGGCAGUCCCCUUUCAAUGCAAAAGGUCUUCGUCAGACAAGCUUUUCUGGAGUUGAAGUAAUGCCUCUUCUUCCUGAAGAAUCAAUGGAUGUAGAAAUUCCCGAGGAGGACUUAGAGAUUAGUUUUUCGAGGGCUGGUGGAAAAGGAGGUCAGAACGUGAACAAGGUCGAAACAGCUGUUCGGAUUACCCACACACCAACCGGGGUCACUGUUCGCUGCACAGAGGAGAGAUCCCAACUAGCGAAUAAGAUAAAGGCGUUGAGCCGCCUGAAAGCAAAGCUGCUGGUGAUAGCGGAGGAGCAGCGAGCCUCUGAGAUAAAGCAGAUAAGGGGGGACGCGGUGAAGGCAGAGUGGGGUCAGCAAAUAAGGAACUAUGUGUUCCAUCCAUACAAGCUCGUCAAAGAUGUGCGGACCGGAUACGAAACAUCUGAUAUCACAUCCGUGAUGGACGGUGAUCUGGUGCCCUUUAUCAAAGCUUACCUCAGAUACAAGUACACAAUGUCCUCCACGACCGAAAACUUGAGAUGAUGUAUUUAGUUAAGUUUGUACGAGCUGAGCUUAUAUGAGCGGAAACAAUUGUCCUUGUAGUGUUUAUUUGGUUCUUGAGAUGCUUACAUGUAGCUGUAAUUUGAUUCAAGAGAAAGUUUUGCUUCUAGUAAAAAAUCCAUACCGCAGUCACAUGAA
Messenger RNA from Punica granatum (pomegranate), 1607 nucleotides. The record is from RefSeq and is a predicted model, not a curated record. NCBI's taxonomy places the organism in Eukaryota, Viridiplantae, Streptophyta, Magnoliopsida, Myrtales, Lythraceae.